Messenger RNA from Ostertagia ostertagi, 252 nucleotides. The record is from the annotation of a GenBank genome assembly. NCBI's taxonomy places the organism in Eukaryota, Metazoa, Nematoda, Chromadorea, Rhabditida, Trichostrongylidae.
AUGAUUUCGACGCCCUCGCGGUCCUCUUCUGUUCCAGUUAAGCGUUCACGGAUAGACCUCUCGCCCCAUUCCGGUGGAUCCACACUGGACCGUCUGCAACUCAUGGCUGGUGAAAUCGACAUGCCGCCGUAUAUGAAGUUGAUCAUCGAUGUGCUCGAUGAUACGCGCCGUCAACUUAUGGAAGUCAAUAAGCGAAAUGAGGAAAUACUGCAGGAAAACAAAAGGCUCAGGGAGGAAAACUCCAUUUUGAAG